AUGUCGAAGCGUGUAUCUUCAGCUGCGACAAGCAUCAACAACGGUGGGGUGGUUCUUUGUGAGCACAAUGUUCCCGUCGUCGUCAAAACGUCUGGUAUCUCGACCAACCCAGGCAGGCAAUUCUAUGGAUGCCCAUAUUGGCAGAUGGUUAAUGGUACAGAAUGCGAAGGGAAAAACGAACUGUCGUUUUUUAGGUGGGUCGAGAGGAUUGAUGAUGAAAACUAG
Messenger RNA from Linum trigynum, 225 nucleotides. Lineage: Eukaryota; Viridiplantae; Streptophyta; Magnoliopsida; Malpighiales; Linaceae. The record is from the annotation of a GenBank genome assembly.